GUGGCAUUUCGCCGUGGACUAAUACUGCUGCGUUGGCUGGCCUGGCCGUCUGCUGAAGCAAAAAGAGGAAAGAAAUUUGAAAAACUUCCAACUGCCGGCCGCCGGUUAUCUCUCCUCCCGGCUAAAGGAUUUUCUUUGGGACGAGAAUCAGACUUCUCGAGGACUUCAGCAGUCAAUUUCGAGAGAUAAAAACGAAUACCAGAUGUCGAUGGGCAGCGACCCGACCUGGGUCAGUAAGAAGCCGCUGCGGCGGAUCGGAGGGAUGUCGGAUGCGCUCUCCAUCGCCGCCGAUCUUGGCUACUCGGUUGCUCCACCGCCUUCUCAGGAGGAAGUGCAGAACUUGUCGGCAUCUAGUGGCGAAAAGGGUGAUGACCUGAUCAAGGUAUUGAGAGAGCUGACAACUGUUCAAAGAAAAAUCGCGGAUCUUCAGGUCGAACUUCAAGGGCGAAAGGAUGAUAAGAAUGUAGCUCAUUUGACACACGUGCGUGAAAUGGAGAAGAAGAUAGAGACUUUAUCGAGGAUUACCACCAUAUUAAAAGAUGUCAUUCAGAAUAAGGACCGUAUUAUAGCUCGUCUUCAACAACCUUACUCACUUGAUUGCAUUCCUGUAGAGGCAGAGUAUCAGAAACAAUUUUCAGAAUUGCUUAUGAAAGCUGCAAGUGAUUAUGGCCCCUUGACAGCAUCUGUCUCCGAUUUCCAAUGGACUCAAAACUUCAGGGAGUCUCCUUCUGUGUGGGGGGAAAUGCUGAGGCCAAUUCCUGUUGCAUUAGCAUCAUGCACCCGGUUCUUCGAAGCCAUGUCAGCUAUGAGAGAAUCAUUUGCCACACUCCAGGAUCUCAGAGUAGGCCACUUAACUGCAUCUCUGCCUUCAACACCGGCAAAGGAUUCUCCUUCCCAAAUGACCCCUCGAGAUUUGGACCUUGUGACCCCUCCAGUUUGGAAAACUGAAUCGAGUCUGGAUGACUUGGCUAUCAAAAGCCUAGGAAAACAACAACAAGAGCUUCAUAGGCAAGCCGAUGAAAAGAUCGAAGCAGACCAAGUUGAUGCCUUGGACCAUCGGAGACUCUCAUGGCCGCCGUCAGUUAAACAGAAUGGUGUUUAGUCGCCCAAUGGAGAAGUCAGAAUACACUCUCGCCAAUGGAGAAGCCUUUACUAACUACCUUGCUCGAAAAUAUUGUAUAAUGAUUAUGUCUCUGCUAUUUUUGUAUGUAUGAAUCUGUCUUCCCCAAUGGUAUUCUUCUCCCCCUUAAACCACAACUGGCAGCUCAUUCUUUAUUUCUUGGUCGAAAGAGGAAGAGGAGAGUAAGGGAGUGUUUCAGGUUUUAGUCACUUGCUUGCUUGGAUAAUUGUAAUAUCUGACAUCCACAAGAUUUGACAUUUUGUUCCCAGUACAGUAGCUCUGUCAAUUUCAGGAUUGUUCCACCACUGCGCACUCAUUUCGUAGGAUAUUUAUUUAUAUUCAGCUAUGUCAAAAGAUAUACAAGUUAG
Messenger RNA from Linum tenue, 1488 nucleotides. The record is from the annotation of a GenBank genome assembly. NCBI's taxonomy places the organism in Eukaryota, Viridiplantae, Streptophyta, Magnoliopsida, Malpighiales, Linaceae.